UCCUCCUCCUCCUCUGACGCCGAGCUCCGUUAGCAAUGUCUCCGAGAGCAGGACCCGCGCUGAGGGGUUCGAGGAGUCGCCGGUCACGAUGAGAUAAGAUGGAGGGCGACGCGCCGGGUUCGUCUGUGGCCGAGGACGACGAGUGCUCGCGCGGUCCAGAGGUUUCGUGUCUGAUGAGAGUCGGAAGAAACCACGACUGGCUCCGGCUGCUCGAAGACACCGAGGUGUCCAUUGGACGAGGUGUGGACGUCACCUAUCAGCUGCUGUCCCCCACCUGUCCCCUCAUGAUCUCCAGGCUGCACUGCACCUUCAAACAGAGGGAGGAUGGACAGUGGACAGUCACCGACAAGAAGAGUCUCAACGGUGUUUGGGUGAAUGGAAACCGCAUCCAUGCCGAAAAAGCCCAUCAGCUCCGGCUCGGAGACUCCAUACGACUCGGGGUCCCAGUGAGCGGAACCAAGGUGGAGUUCGACUACAUCCUCGUGCAGCGGCCGCUCAAAGACGUUAAACCUUGCCUCGCAAAGGGACAAAGAGAGGGCGCUAAGGCAGCCCACGUUUCCAAGAAGCCCAAGAGGAAGUUGCCUGUGGAAGAAGUCGAGCCGUCUACCUCAAAGCCGAAACUCUACCGCCUCUCUUCUUCCGACAAGUCUUUCGCCAAGCCCUGCCCUUUGUCCCCGGUGAAACACCAGCCGGAGCUCAGUCCCAGCGAACCAGAGACAACUGGGCCCAUCGGACAAGGCCAGGAAGUGGAGCAGCCCUCCAAUGGCUGCAGCGAUCUCGGUGACCUGGACAACCUGCAGAUGUACAACCAGAACAUUCUGCUGCUUAGGGAGCAGGUGGACGACACCCAGAGACAGUUAGCGUCUCUGGAGGGACGACCACAGCAGGCCGACCCUCUCGGAGGGGAGCAGGUCAGCGAGCUGCAGGGUCAGCUGGAGACGCUCAGAGCCAAAAUAUAUCGGAUGGAGACGUUGGAGAAAUCCUUCAGCAAAACACAGAGGCAGCAAGAGGCCGCGAAAACGCAACAACAAGACGAGCUUUUGAAAAAACAGCUGGAAGAGGCCCUGCAAGAGCAAAAGAAAGUAAUACAUGAACUUGCCCACUCUCGGAAAGGCUUCGAAGAGAUUAUUUUGGCCAAAAACAAAGAGCUGGAGGUGACAAAGGAAGAGAAAGAAAAAGUCACACAAGUGACAGAAGUUCUGGAGAACGAGCUUCAGUGCAUCAUCUGCUCCGAGCUCUUCAUAGAGGCAGUCAUCCUGAAUUGCGCUCACAGCUUCUGCUGUCACUGCAUCAAGCAGUGGCGCAAGAAGAAAGACGAGUGUCCCAUGUGCCGACAGGCCAUCCAGUCUCAGACCCGCUGUCUGGCGCUGGACAACUGCAUCGACGGCAUGGUGGAAAACCUGAGCCUGGACAUGAAGGCGAGACGCCAGACGCUCAUCACAGAGAGGACAGCAGCUGACUCUGCCGUGGUGAUGGUGAUCCACGACGACGAUAGCAGCAGGAGCAGCGAAAGCGACGACAAUAGCUGGAGCCUUCAUAGCAGCGGCAGCCUCAACUUGGAGGACUUGUGUUCUCUGUCCAGUGGUUACUCUGAUGGAAGCGUUGAUGAGUUUGAGGAUUAGCCCGGUUCUCCUCCGGGCUGUGAUGUGAACCGGAUUUCUUUGUGUUCCCGGGACAUUUAAAGUAUUACGCAAAGGUUGGUCUUGUAAUGAGUCCAGUAACCAGACUAAACUGAGGUUUCUUGAUUUUAUUUUGGUGAAAUUAUCAUUUGUCUUUUAGUCUAUAUUUUCAACAAAAGGAAUAAAGUUUCUGCCUAUGCA
Hippoglossus stenolepis (Pacific halibut) is the source of this 1820-nucleotide messenger RNA. It is a transcript of the gene rnf8, whose product is annotated as ring finger protein 8, E3 ubiquitin protein ligase. Gene Ontology annotation, molecular function: histone binding; ubiquitin protein ligase activity. Bases 99 to 1622 code for a protein of 507 amino acids. The record is from RefSeq and is a predicted model, not a curated record. NCBI's taxonomy places the organism in Eukaryota, Metazoa, Chordata, Actinopteri, Pleuronectiformes, Pleuronectidae. Gene Ontology annotation, cellular component: site of double-strand break; cytosol; nucleus. The transcript is spliced from 9 exons. Gene Ontology annotation, biological process: ubiquitin-dependent protein catabolic process; double-strand break repair; protein K48-linked ubiquitination.